AUGUUAUCUUAUGAGAACGCUCUUUUCACUGUUCAGGUCACAAGAAAACAUUUCUUUAAGGAUAAAAACUAUUCUCUGUAUUUGUUCUCUGAAGAACUUGUUAUGACUGAUGUAUGAAGUACUUCAAGAUUGAUUAGGACAUCACUAAAUAACCUAAGUAUAAUCUCAAGAUGAAUCUCACGACUACUAUUAAGUGGAUUUUGGAAGAAAAACGUAUUGUGGGUUUCGAAUUUUCAUAUAAUAAUGGUUAUAAGAUAGUUUAUGGAUCAAAACUCAAUUUACUAAAAGAAAUGAUUGCAGGGAAAAUAUUUUAUCAGCCAAUCCUUUCAUUUUAUCAAUUUUAAAUGGAGAUGGGAAGUGGUAUGACAGGAUCUGUAUAUAGAUGUGUUGCUGCUGACAAUGCUAAUUUAUACUAUGCAAUCAAAAAGAUUGAUAAAUUGAAGAUUGCUUAACAUGAAGGUGGAAUUGUAAGAAUCCUUAUAAAUAUUACAUUAAUUAGCCAUAAUUAGUUCAUGAACUCUCUCUCUUAUCUUCACUAUCCCAUCCAAACAUAGUGAAACUUAAAGAAACAUACACAGAUAAUUAAUAUUAUUAUAUCAUAAUGGAAUAUAUCAAUGGCAGAACCCUAUAUUCGGAGCUCUCUAGUAGACAGUAUGGAUUAUCCAUAAUAGAAACUAUUAAAAUUAUGAGAGUAAAGCUGUUUGAAUUAAAUAAUAGGAAUUGUUGGAAGCAGUUUCAUAUAUCCAUGACAAGGGAGUGAUGCAUAGAGACAUUAAUCCACUCAAUAUUAUGAAAGCAGAUACAGUAAAGUUGAUUGAUUUUGGUUUGGCAAGGAAAAUUAAAAAUCAAUUGAACUUUCCAACAUCAGGUACACCUGGAUAUAUGGCUCCUGAGAUAAUUAAUUAUAAUAAAGACAAGUAAUAUGAUGAGAAGGCUGACAUCUAUAGUCUUGGAUGUUUACUCUAUAAAUUGUAAAUAUUAUAUAUUUAAUAUAAUAUUAGAUUGACUGGUGAAAAUCUGUUUAAUCCUAAAUCAGCUAAAUAAUCAAUUUAUCAAGUAAACAAAGAUGGGUUUUUCGAAUUAAAGAAGCAACCUUAGCAUCCAGAAGUAAAUUCUAUGAAAAUGGAGUAACUCUUUAUCUUGUUACCUUAUAUGCUUGAAAUAGAUCCAUCAAAUAGAUUAUCUGCUAAGAUUUGUCUCACUAUCAUUGAAGAGAUUGAUAACAAUAAUCAAAAUAUUGAUAGACUUAUUAAGAAGAUCCUUAUAAGAAAAUCACUUAACACAACAACAAUCGAAGAAUAAAGAAGUUGUGAACGUAUAUCUAAAGGAAAGAUUGCUAAAUAAUCUAUUGAUGGAAUCUCUAAAAAAAGUUUGGAUGAACUCUCAAUCUUUACAAAAAAAGUUAUGGUUUAAAAUCAAUAAAAAGUCAUUCUCCCUCAUAAAAAGUAAGCUUGA
This is a messenger RNA of Paramecium pentaurelia, 1455 nucleotides long. Lineage: Eukaryota; Ciliophora; Oligohymenophorea; Peniculida; Parameciidae. The record is from the annotation of a GenBank genome assembly.